GAUAUAAAAUGAAGAACACUGUUAACGAGGCUUAAUCUUUAAUUUCUCCAUUUUCCUUUCAAUUUCCAUCUAAACAAACAAAACCUUACCUCACCCCCUUUUCUUCUCUUUCCUUGAGCUCCUCUCUUCUUCUUCUUCUUCAAUGGAUUAGUUGCCUUACCUGUUUUGUCACUCACCCGCACCUUACUCUUCCACUCUCCACCUAGAUUUCAUCGCCUAAUCUCACCGCCAAAACUCCUCUCUAAAUCCCUACAUCAGUAACACAUACAAUCUCUCUCUCUCUCUCUCUCUCUCUCUCUCUCUCUCUCUCUCUCUCUAAGCCAUUACACAUUUUUCUAAUGUCAAUCAAUCGAUUCCUGUGAUAAUCAAUGGGGCAUAAAAAGCGCCUCCCCGCUUCUCGCUCUAAAAACACUCCUCCACCGUCCGCAACGGCUCCAACUGCCGCCAAUGAUGAUUCUGAGUUUUCACCUAAUCUGGUGAAGAUCGAGCCGUCGAUUUCUCUUCAAUCAGACGGUUCGUCUUACUCAUCAAUCAAAGUCGAAUGCGAACGUGCUUUGACAGCGCUACGCCGUGGAAAUCACACAAAAGCGCUGCGUUUAAUGAAAGAGUCAUGUGCUAAGCAUGGAGGAGGAGAUAACUCUAACUCAACAUCUCACUCUGCUGCUUUAAUCCACCGAGUGCAAGGCACGGUAUGUGUUAAAGUAGCUUCAAUUAUUGAUGAUCCUAACGCUAAACAACGGCAUUUAAAAAACGCUAUUGAUUCUGCUCGUAAAGCAGCCGAAUUAUCGCCAAAUUCAAUUGAAUUUGCUCAUUUUUACGCCAAUUUAUUAUACGAAGCAGCAAAUGAUAGUAAAGACUACGAAGACGUUUUGAAAGAGUGUGAAAGAGCAUUAGAAAUUGAAAAUCCGAUUGAUCCUGCCAAAGAGAGUUUACAAGAUGAGAGUCAACAGAAAAUAACCACCCCAGAAGCGAGGAUUGCUCACGUGCAGAAUGAGCUGAGAAGUUUGAAACAGAAAUCAAGCAUUGCUUCGAUCUCUACUUGGAUGAAGAAUUUAGGGACUGGUGAAGAAAUUAGAUUGAUUCCAAUACGAAGAGCUGCUGAGGAUCCUAUGGAAAUGAGGAUAGUUCAAACUAGAAGACCUAAUGAAAUUAAAAAAGCUACCAAAACUCCUGAAGAGAGAAGGAAAGAGAUUGAAGUUAGGGUUGCUGCUGCCAGAUUGUUGCAGCAGAAAUCUGAGAGCAGUACUAGUUUUUCAGUAGAGAGGAGUGAUAAGGGAGCUGAGAUGCCUGCAGGGAGCGAUAAGAGAGGAGGAGAGAGGAGGAAGUAUGGAAAUUUUAGGAAGAGUGGGAGUAAUAAGGAGAGGAAAGAUUGGGUUCUAUCGUAUUGGAAUUCUAUGACUGUGGAAAUGAAGAGAGAUUUGUUGAAAAUUAGAGUCAGUGAUUUGAAGAAUUAUUUUGGUUCAUCGUCUAAGGAUGCUUUGGCUAGCGAGGUUUUGAAUGAGGUGUUGGCAUUUGCUGAGGAGAAUAAGACAUGGAAGUUUUGGAUGUGUUGUAGAUGUCUUGAGAAGUUUGUUGAUUCUGGGAGCCAUAUACAUCAUGUUGUGCAAGAGCAUAUGGGGAAUCUUAUGCCUAAAAUGCAAGCUGUUUUGCCUCAGAGUGUUGAUAAUGAGUGGAUUGAGAUGAUUCUUAAUUGUUCCUGGAAACCCCUUGAUAUUUCCUCUGCUAUUAAGAUGCUUGGAAGUCGAGGGAAAUGCCAGGAUGCGGAUUUUGUUGGGGAUUUGUACUCAGGGAGUUCUAAUGAGGAGUGUGAUGACUGUUUUAAAGAUGCAUGGGAUUCUUCUCCGGAAAAGGAAAAUUUGAGAGAUGGCUAUAGUGAUUGUAUUGUAGGGAGUAAUGAUGCCUCCAAAAUUGUGUGUAAAGAAUGUGAUGAUAACCAGAGUUCCAUGGCAUAUUCUAUUGAUAGCUGGCCGUUAUCAGAGGACCCAGAGCGAGGAAAGCUCCUUGAAAAAAUCCAUGCUGUAUUUGAGGCACUUAUUAAACACAAGUAUCUUGCAGCAAGCCAUCUAAACAAGGUGAUACAGCUUGCUAUGCAUGAACUACAUAUUUCUGCCAAUGGUUCUCAGCUUCUGAAUCACGGCGUUGAUCAGACACCCUUAUGCAUUUGCUUUCUAGAAGCCCCUCAGCUUAGAAAGAUCCUUAAGUUCUUGCAGGAACUAUCUCAUACUUGUGGUUUGGGUAGAUAUUCUGAAAAAAAUAGUAUUACAGAUGAUGUAAGUGCUGCGAACAGUUCUGAGAUUAAAGAUAAAAUUGUUCUUAAUGGUGAUGCCUCGUGUCUUUACUUGGAUGAAAGCCUAUUGCCAUCUGAAUGUGCUCCUAGAAAAUAUCCUCAAGAUGAUGUGGCCACAAUAAAUCCUACUCAUGUUGGCUUUGGGAAUGGGGUUGUAUCUGAUGGUGAUGCUUUGCUCUCAUGGAUAUUUGCAGGCCCCUCAAGUGGGGAUCAAUUGCAGUUAUGGAUGCAUACAAAAGAAGAGAAAGUUCAUCAAGGAAUUGAAAUUCUCCAAACUCUUGAAAAGGAGUUUUACCACCUACAAAGCCUUUGUGAAAGAAAAUGUGAGCACUUGAGCUACGAGGAGGCAUUGCAAUCUGUAGAGGAUCUCUGUCUUGAAGAAGGUAAGAAGAGGGAGACUGAUGGUCGUAGCUGCUAUGAAUCUGUACUUAGGAAGCGGAAGGAUGAUCUUGCUCACAAUGCAGAUGAUACUCUGUUCAUUAGCAGUGGAAUUGAGUCAGAUGUCAUUGCAAAUGUAUUGAAAGAAGUAGAAGAGAUGAACCGCAAUCAAUUUGGAUACCAGGAUACUUAUGGCGGCAUGCAUCCUCAGUUAUGUGACUUGGAAUCUGGUGAAGACAAUGACUGGAGAACCAAGGACUAUAGAGAUCAAAUGGACGCUUGCAUACAAGGUGUAAUUGAUGGACAAAAACAUCAGUUAUCAGUAGAGCUCAGCAAAAUCGAUGCCAGAAUCAUGCGAAAUGUAACAGGGAUGCAGCAGUUGGAACUCAAACUCGAGCCUGUUUCUGCCCUUGAUUAUCGGUUAAUAUUGUUACCUCUAAUGAAGUCUUACAUGAGGGCCCACUUGGAAGAUUUAGCUGAAAGGGAUGCCACAGAGAAGUCUGAUGCUGCAAGGGAAGCAUUUUUAGCAGAACUGGCACUUGAUUCGAAGAAAGGUGCUCGAGGAGGAAGUGAUAAUUUGAGAAAUUCACAGGAGAAGGCAAAAGAUAAGAGAAGGAACAGAGAGUACAGAAAAACCAAGGACUCAAAGAGUACUACUGGAAAUGAUCAUCACUUGCUUCAUGAUGAGAUUGCGGGAUUGGGUUCCCUUCCAGUUACAUCAGAUGGUGGCCACCUGGAUUCUGACAUUCUUCAUUCGAUGAAUGGUGAUGACAUGAAACAACAAGAGGAAGAAUUUAGACGUAUAAUUGAGCUUGAAGAAGAGGAAAGAAAGCUAGAAGAAACUCUGGAGUAUCAAAGGCGAAUUGAAAAUGAGGCUAAACUCAAGCAUCUUGCUGAACAACAAUUUAAAAAAUGUAACAGUACAUUUCAAGAAAAGGUGGCUGGCAGAGUUUGCUUGGACCCUGGUGCCGAUGCUGGACAUGAGCCAUUGGAACAGUUGACACAGAAAAAUGGGUUUCCCAACAAUUUAGAAGUCAUGCCCAAGGCAAAUGGUGCUUCAGUGCCAGUAAGCACUUCUUCAAUAUCCAGAAGUCAAUUCAUUAGUGGUUCGAGUAACGCAAAAGUAGACCAAGAGCUAUCUAAUGGAGGAGCUACAGAAGAUGGCAUUUUGCCUUCUGACCGGCGGACAGGAAGGAGAGGGAGGCGGCAGAAGAGCUCCAUUAAAUCUUCUGAUGGAAAAUAUCAACCAAUUUCUUCCGAGAAGAAUAAUGCUGAAGUUGGAAGUAUUGCUCCUAAUAUGGGGGACAGUGGAACUAAGACCUUGAGACAGUUACAGGCAGAGGAAGAUGAUGAGGAAAGGUUCCAAGCUGACCUUAAAAAGGCUGUACGGCAAAGCCUUGACACAUUUCAAGCACAUCAAAUAAUGCCUUCAAGUUUGAGGCCACAAAAUUUUCCCCUGGAAGCUAAUGGUUGCAACGAAACACUUAAUGUGGUUACAAUUGAAGAUGCGAAUGGGACUGAUGUGGUUGGUAUGGGCUUGCAGAAUGAUGUUGGUGAAUACAAUUGUUUUCUAAAUGUUAUAAUUCAGUCCUUAUGGCAUUUAAGACGGUUUCGAGAGGAGUUCUUGAGGAGAUCAACAUCAGAGCAUGCUCAUGUGGGAGAACCAUGUGUUGUCUGUGCAUUGUAUGAAAUUUUCAACGCUUUGAAUGCUGCGUCCACAGAUAUGCGGAGAGAAGCUGUUGCCCCUACAUCUCUGAGGAUAGCUCUGAGCAACUUGUAUCCAGAUAGUAAUUUCUUUCAGGAGGCACAGAUGAAUGAUGCAUCUGAAGUGUUGGCGGUAUUAUUUGAUUGCCUCCAUCAAGCAUUUGCUCCUGGUUUGGGCGUUUCUGAUUGUGAAUCAGUGGAAAGUAAUUCCAUGGGAUCUUGGGAUUGUUCGAACAGUGCUUGUCUAGUGCAUUCUCUUUUUGGAAUGGACAUUUUUGAAAGAAUGAAUUGCUACAGCUGUAGUUUGGAGUCAAGACAUCUGAAGUAUACUUCUUUCUUUCAUAAUAUUAAUGCCAGUGCCCUUCGAACAAUGAAGGUCAUGUGUGCUGAAAGCUCUUUUGAUGAGCUUUUAAAUCAAGUGGAGAUGAAUCAUCAAUUAGCAUGUGAUCCUGAGAGCGGUGGUUGUGGGAAGCUUAAUUACAUCCAUCAUAUUCUAUCAACUCCACCAUAUGUUUUUACGACAGUUAUUGGAUGGCAAAAUACAUGUGAAAGUGCAGAUGAUAUCGCUGCAACAUUGGCAGCUCUUAAUACCGAGAUAGAUAUCAGUGUUCUUUACCGUGGCCUAGAUCCAAAAAGCAUGCAUGGCUUGGUUUCGGUGGUUUGCUAUUACGGUCAACAUUAUCAUUGCUUUGCCUAUAGUCAGGAUCAAGGACGAUGGAUUAUGUAUGAUGACAAAACUGUCAAGGUAAUUGGUAGCUGGGCUGACGUGCUUUCCAUGUGUGAAAGAGGGCACUUGCAACCUCAGGUUCUUUUCUUUGAAGCUGUAAAUUAGUGCUUUUACCCUAAUGCAGUUAAGAUGGUAAAACAUACAACAGUGGCUUUUGAAGGGCUUUAAGUUGUGUUACGAAAAGAAAUUUCAGAUAGAAGAGCAAGAGUUGUCAAAUAUCAGAAGUUUUGUAGGAAAGACAUGGUCUUCUAAAGGAAGAAUAAUGGACAAGGGAAAUUUUCUUUCGGAUUAGAAGAGACUGGAGUGUAAUUAUGCCACUCUUGCAUCCAAGUACUCUUUUUUUUCCGUGGUAAUUGGGAUUCAUGUACAUGGAAUUUUCUUCAUUUUCUCGUGGAUUGUUUCCAAUAAGGUGGUUUGGUCGAGGAGAAAGAGCCUGCCUGUGAAUGCAGCGGAAGAACAUAUGAUGGCAAAUAAACAUUGGAUUGUUGUGGGGAGCAUAUACAAAUAGCAAUUGCAAGUGGGGGGAAUUUAGUUACUUAGUUUGAAGCUGCUUCUAGAUGUCCAAAUUUACCGGAAAAUUUCCCCCUUUAGAAGAGAUUUAUGUAUAGAUUACAUCACGACCCCUUGCGUCUUUAACUCUUCAUAUGCAGCUUAUUGAUAUUGCAUAUGAUCACCAUAUAAUGCAGAUGGGGUAUUCAUAGUAAAUCUAUAUUUGCUCAUUUGUCAUGUUUAGUUGCAUUGCUGCAUAUUUCUCGCUAUAUAUCCUUUUGAUUUUGAUUUUGAUUUUGAUUUUGUACACCGCACCUUAACCUUGCUUUCUAAAAUAUUUAUAUAAAAAACAUUCUUCUGUA
Ricinus communis (castor bean) is the source of this 5947-nucleotide messenger RNA. RefSeq lists its product as uncharacterized. The transcript is spliced from 16 exons. The record is from RefSeq and is a predicted model, not a curated record. NCBI's taxonomy places the organism in Eukaryota, Viridiplantae, Streptophyta, Magnoliopsida, Malpighiales, Euphorbiaceae. Gene Ontology annotation, molecular function: cysteine-type deubiquitinase activity; protein binding. Bases 369 to 5201 code for a protein of 1610 amino acids. Gene Ontology annotation, biological process: protein deubiquitination.